Penicillium cataractarum is the source of this 843-nucleotide messenger RNA. RefSeq names its product biliverdin-producing heme oxygenase. The record is from RefSeq and is a predicted model, not a curated record. The transcript has 2 exons. NCBI's taxonomy places the organism in Eukaryota, Fungi, Ascomycota, Eurotiomycetes, Eurotiales, Aspergillaceae. Gene Ontology annotation, biological process: heme oxidation. Gene Ontology annotation, molecular function: heme oxygenase (decyclizing) activity. Bases 1 to 843 code for a protein of 280 amino acids.
AUGACGACUGGUGAUCUACUCGCAAGGUUACGAGCUGCGAUUAAGGAACCACAUACAUCAAUCCACCGACUUAAUAUCUCUCGUGUCCCCCUCUGUCUACCACCGCACACAGACAGACCAGACCUCUACCUCCUAGGUCUAUCACGCUAUGCAGAACUCUUCUACGGAAUCGAAGAAGCAUGGCUCUCUUUAAUCGGGGAUCCUCUGGACUGGAUUUCUCAAGAUACACAUAUCGCCAAUGUCAAUCUCCAUACCGAGGUCUCCAGCCCAGAAAAUGACCUCUCUCCACCGGAAGACACAAAUCCCCGCAUCCAAACUGUCCUACGAACGCUCUACAUACCCGAACUACUACGCACAAAGACACUACAAGAUGAUCUACGCCUCCUAAACGCAUCAUGUCCACCAGCUACCCAAAUCCUAAUCCAACCACCCAAACACCAAGAAACAAAUACCGGACAACGAAUCAAACACGAACUUCGCAACCGGAUCCAGGACAAACCACAUAUCCUGGUUGCAUACGUGUGGAUCAUGUACUCAGCCCUGCUUUACGGAGGACGUGAUAUCCGCGCAAUUCUCCUCAAAGCCGGCCCUGAGUUUUGGGGACUAUCGGUUGCAGAGAUUAAUCCUCAGCGGAGGAUACCGUGUCCCUUGUCCUUUUGGCAUAUAAAUGAUGAAGCGGAGGUGAAGGGCAAGUUUCGUGCUGGUAUGACUGAUGUGGAGAGGUUAUUGAGUGCUACGGAACAACAGGAUAUUUUGGAUGAGGCGGGGAGGAUUUUUGGGAUUCUGGAGAUAUUGACGAGGAGUUUGGAUGAUGAUGUGAAAGUUUUAAACGCUCGUGUAUGA